Messenger RNA from Coturnix japonica (Japanese quail), 1617 nucleotides. RefSeq names its product trafficking protein particle complex subunit 5 (gene TRAPPC5). NCBI's taxonomy places the organism in Eukaryota, Metazoa, Chordata, Aves, Galliformes, Phasianidae. Gene Ontology annotation, biological process: endoplasmic reticulum to Golgi vesicle-mediated transport. Gene Ontology annotation, cellular component: TRAPPIII protein complex; TRAPPI protein complex; TRAPPII protein complex. The record is from RefSeq and is a predicted model, not a curated record.
CUCUUAUAUCCCCCCCAUACAGAACCAUGGAGUCCCGUUUCACCCGCGGCAAGUCCCCGUUGCUGGAGCGCCCCUUGGGCCGCCCUCGCGGGGAGGUGAGUCUGAGCGCCUUCGCCCUCCUGUUCUGCGAGCUGGUCCAAUACUGCCAACGCCGCGUCUACUCGGUGGCCGAACUCCAAGCCAAGCUGGCCCAAUUGGGUCACCAAGUCGGGCUGCGUCUCCUGGAUCCUUUAGUGAGUCGAGAGAGGGGGGGGAGACGCGAGACCAAAGUGCUGAGCGUCCUCCUGUUCGUUAAGGGACCCGUAUGGAGAUCCUUGUUUGGGAAGGAGGCUGAUAAGCUGGAACAGGCCAACGAUGAUGAUAAGACUUAUUACGUGAUCGAACGGGAGCCGCUGGUCAAUACCUUCAUCUCGGUGCCCAGGGAGAACAGCACCCUCAACUGCGCCGCAUUCACGGCCGGGUUGGUGGAGGCCGUGCUGGGAGCCAGCGGGUUCCCGGCCAAAGUGACGGCGCAUUGGCACAAGGGGACAACGCUGAUGAUUAAGUUUGAGGAGGGGGUCAUCGCCAGGGACAAGAGCCUGGAGGGGAGAUGAGGGGGGUUACAAUGAGUGGAGGGGACCCUUGUGCUCGGGGUGGGGUGUUUGUGGUGUUACGUGGUUGUAUAAAUGCUCUGUUGGCCCAUUGGGGGAUGGUCAAUGUUGGGUGUCCAACUAUGGCGUCCAUUGACCCUUCUGAAGACCCUCCAGUCUACGUGGGGACAUUGGACCCCAUUGGUGUCACUCAACACCAACACUUGUCCUCCUUUGGCUUCAUGUUGGGACACUCGUGUUGUUACGUGGUCCAAUAAAUGCUCUAUUGGCCCAUUGGGUGACCUUCAACGUUGGGUGUCCAACUAUGGCGUCCAUUGACCCUCCUGAAGACCCUCCAGUCUACAUGGGGACAUUGGACCCCAUUGGUGUCCCUUAAUCCCACCCCUUGUUCUCCUUUGGUUUCAUAUUGGGAUGCUCGUAUUGUUUCGGGGUCCAAUAAAUGCUCUAUUGGCCCAUUGGGUGACCUUCAACGUUGGGUGUCCAUCUAUGGCAUCCAUUGGCACACCGAUGACCCUCCUUAGGGACAUUGGACCCCAUUGGUGUCCCUCAAUCCCACCCCAUAGCCUCCUUGGGUUUCAUGUUGGGGCACUGGUGUUGGUUUGGAGUUCAAUAAAUGCUCUAUUGGCCCAUUGGGUGACCUUCAAUGUUGGGUGUCCAACUAUGGCGUCCAUUGACCCUCCUAAAGACCCUCCAGUCUAUAUGGGGACAUUGGACCCCAUUGGUGUCCCUUAAUCCCACCCCUUGUUCUCCUUUGGCUUUAUGUUGGGACACUCGUGUUGUUACGUGGUCCAAUAAAUGCUCUAUUGGCCCAUUGGGUGAUGGUCAAUGUUGGGUGUCCAACUAUGGCGUCCAUUGACCCUCCUAAAGACCCUCCAGUCUAUAUGAGGACAUUGGACCCCAUUGGUGUCACUCAAUCCCAUCCAUCAUCCUCCUUUGGCUUCAUGUUGGGAUGCUCAUGUUGUUUUAGGACACUGGUGUUGUAUUGGGGUCGAAUAAAUGCUGUAUUGACCCAUUGGGUGACAGUCAA